Cryptococcus amylolentus CBS 6039 is the source of this 389-nucleotide messenger RNA. RefSeq lists its product as hypothetical. The coding region runs from base 87 to 389 and encodes 100 amino acids. The record is from RefSeq and is a predicted model, not a curated record. Lineage: Eukaryota; Fungi; Basidiomycota; Tremellomycetes; Tremellales; Cryptococcaceae. The transcript is spliced from 6 exons.
ACUAACACACAAUGGCUCCCAAGGGUACGUGUCCUAUCUCAUUCCUGGAUGCUCUCCGCACCUUUUAGUGUGCAUGGAAUGGAUGGAUGCAUCGAGAACAGGUGGCGGGACAUCAGUCCGAAAACACCGAGCUUGACGCGUCGUCCACCUUUCCAACCUUGCCAUCCACUCGACGCGUAAUAUCCACUGACCUCGCUCCAGCUAAGACCACCGCUGGCAAGAAGAGAGCCGGUGCCCCCUCUGCCUACAACGUCUACAUGAAGGUCCAGCUCGCCAAGAUCAAGGAGGAGCAGGAAAAGUCUGGCAAAAAGUCUGACCACAAGGAAAACUUUAAAAAGGUCGCCGCCGAGUGGAAAAACGCCCCCGAGAACCCCAAGAACAAGAAGUAA